This is a messenger RNA of Cheilinus undulatus (humphead wrasse), 1503 nucleotides long. It is a transcript of the gene stn1, whose product is annotated as STN1 subunit of CST complex. Bases 97 to 1191 code for a protein of 364 amino acids. Gene Ontology annotation, biological process: telomere capping; double-strand break repair via homologous recombination; nucleotide-excision repair. NCBI's taxonomy places the organism in Eukaryota, Metazoa, Chordata, Actinopteri, Labriformes, Labridae. Gene Ontology annotation, molecular function: single-stranded telomeric DNA binding. The record is from RefSeq and is a predicted model, not a curated record. The transcript has 9 exons. Gene Ontology annotation, cellular component: CST complex; DNA replication factor A complex; chromosome, telomeric region.
UCUCCUGCUGCUAGCUUAACUUUCCUCUGGGAGUCUAUUCGCUCUAAGAAAACAUCACAAAAACAAGUUGAUAAUCUGUUUUGCACUCAUGAUGAAAUGCAGGCAGCUACGAAGGAUCAAGCAGAGGAAGCCCCAUCGAUGUUGUGGGGACUGGACCCGAUAUUUUCUGCCUUCGCCAAGCUGUAUGUUAAAGACAUCCUGGAGAUGACAGAGUCCAUACAGGUGCCAGGAAUUUACUUCUACAACUCACAUCCAAUCUACAAAGUUGAUGUUCUCGGGACAGUGGUUUAUAAGAGAGAAAGAGAAGACUUCUUCUGUUAUGGAGUGGAUGAUGGCACUGGUGUUAUAAACUGUUUAUGCUGGAAAAAUGACCUUUUGAAAGAGGAGGGGGAUACUACUAAAUCAGGGGGAAAACACAGUGAUGGGGUUCAGGGAGGCUUUAACCCAGUCGCUGAGCUGGCGAAGCUGAGACAAGCCCAGCGGAGCCGCUGCCACCUGGAGAUUGGAGAACUGCUGCGAGUCAGGGGACCGGUGAAGACUUCGAGGCAACAGCGAGAAAUCAUGGCCUCAGUCUACUAUAAAGUGAACGACCCAGUGAUGGCCGUCCAGAUAGCAUGGAUGAUGGAGGUUCCUCAGCUCUACAGACAGUGCUAUGACAAACCAUGCCAGCUGCAGCCGAAUGCAACAAGCUCAGCCCUCAGUCCCCUCUGCAAGGCAACAAAUAUCAUCAAAGACUUUGUCAAGCAGAAGUCAGUGAGCAGGUUCAGACCAUAUGAUGUUCUGGACCUCCUGCAGCCUCUGAUCUCCAGGCAGCCUCAAACAGCAUCAGCAGAUCAGGAGCCUGUGGCAGGUCCGUCUCUUUGCCAGCAGCUACGCCAGCUCCUGAAGGAGGCCCUUCAGGUUUUACAGGAUGAGGGUAUUGUGUACCGCAAAGUGAAAUCCCAGGAUGAAGUCUACCAUGUGACUGCAGAAGACAAAGAUCUGCUCAUGGCAGUCAAAGACAUUAUCAGGGAAGACUCAAAGAGGGAGAAGUAUGCAGAAAAGGGCUGUCACAUCCUGCACAUCCUGUCUGCUGUCAGGCAGCGCUACAGCCUCAAUGUGAGCAAAGCAGCACUGGAGCUGGUCCUCAAAUCACUGGAGUGCAACAGUGACAUUGUCAGCACCAGUGACAACCAUUACACAGCUUUUUAGCCAAAGGACAGUUGGGCUGUUACUGCAUAUGAUGAGUGCAGUAUGGCCUAUUGCUCCAAAUGUGAGCCUAAACCAAUCAUGGCAUUUAUUGUGAUUUUUGUUAACUUAAGUACUUCUCUCAUUAGGGUAUCUCCAACAGUUUUUUUCUAAUAACACACACACACAAUUUGUACAAUGAAAAGUUUAUGAAACGUAUGUAAAAUAAAAAUCUUAAAAAAAUGUCAGGUAUGAUUUCAGACACUCUAUGUCUUCCAAAGUUUUAACUCUUUCCAUUAGUUUUGUACUUUUAAAAUGGAUUAAAGAGAGAAAUAG